AUGGCCUUCAACUUUAACUGGUCGCCGCUAACAGCGGAUGCCGACUUCUAUGCUCGAGCGCGCGACCUCUUGACCAAGGCUCUCAAUAAGAGUCCGAAGCCGCCCAUCAUCGUCGAUGAUAUUCUGGUCAGCGAGUUCAAUCUCGGAACUGUUCCUCCUGAUCUGGAAAUUCUGGAAAUUGGUGACCUUGCAGAGGAUCGAUUCCGGGGCAUCUUCAAAAUGACUUAUUCUGGUGAUGCUUUCCUGACACUCAAAACAAGAGUUCAAGCAAAUCCCUUGAACACAUACCUAUACUCUAAACCGACAUUCACAUCUCCUCAACCAUUAGCUGCCGCUUCUGGACUGACCAUUCCACUCUCGAUCACAUUGUCGGAUUUCAAGCUUUCGGCGUUUAUCAUCCUUGUCUUUUCGAAGCAAAAAGGUCUUACCCUCGUCUUCCGAAAUGACCCACUCGAAUCCCUCAAGGUAUCUUCUACCUUCGACUCGAUACAAUUCGUACGCGACUAUUUGCAACGAACCAUUGAGCAGCAAUUGCGGAACUUGAUGAUGGACGAGCUGCCAGCAAUUAUUCACAGACUAUCCCUUCAGCUAUGGUGUCCUGAUCAAGCGAACAAGGGCACCGAAACUCCUACAGAAACAGAAGACGAGACAGGCGUAGACCCUCUGGCUAGCCCACCAUUGGAUCCAGUAGACGCCAAUGGAAACCUUCUGGACCCUAAUGCUAUUUCUGAACUUACAUUGAACGGGAGCGGCGAAGUUCAGUCACUCUUUUCUCAGAAGAAUCUGUUGCGACUUGCCGCCUUGACUGACUCACACCGCACGUUAUCCCUCUUCACUCCUGGCAUUCGUGAUGUCGUCUUCCGGGCGUGGACAGGCUAUGGCGAUCGAUCGGAAACAUCAACGCCUCUAGCUUCAACACCUAGUCUCACCAAGACAAUGUCAUUUCAUGCAGGCAAUUCGACAACAUACACCUUUUCGGAUACUGCAAGCAAUGCCCACGGAUCACUACCGUCUCGCCCCUCGCUUGUCAGUAUGAAUUCUGGAACGAAUGGACGAGCUCUUGGGGCUGGACGAUCACGAGCAGGACGAAAGAAGAAGACACGCGUAGUAAACUUGAGGCGCACCAAGUCUGAAGCAGCUACUCCUGAGGAAGGAAGUGAAGUCUCAGACACAGCAUCUCUCGACAACCCUCUAUCCGACCCUAUCGUUGAGGAGUCCAUUCCUGAAGAAACCGAAUCGUCUGUCAUCGCUGAGGCGGCCACCCCUAGUAAGGUUCGCUUCAGAAACGGGGAAGAGGCAGGUCGUCCUCCUGUUAUGGCCAACUUACAAAAUGCUCAACAAGUUGGUUCUCCGCUCAAGCAGGCGGUUCAAUCCCCUGAUCGCCAAGAAUAUACAUCUAUCGCCGCUGCCACUUCUGGAUUUAAAUCCGAGAAGGGCAAGCCUCCGGGCAUGGAAAACCAAAGCGUUAGCUCGGAGAAUUCUUCCGUCAUCCUUGAACAGGCGUGGAUCAUGAAGAUGGCUGGCGAGAUUGCCAAGCGCGUCUACGACGAGAAGAACAGACAACGCAGCCCCUGGGACGAGGAGCGUGAAGAUGCCCCGCCACCAGCAUACGAGGCUGCUACUCGAUAA
Molecule: messenger RNA, 1629 nt
Organism: Fusarium coffeatum
Lineage: Eukaryota; Fungi; Ascomycota; Sordariomycetes; Hypocreales; Nectriaceae
Exons: 2
Coding region: 1-1629 (542 amino acids)
Biological process (GO): phospholipid transport; mitochondrion organization
Cellular component (GO): ERMES complex
Molecular function (GO): lipid binding
Source: RefSeq, a predicted model, not a curated record